AUGCUGACUGAUGACCAAGUGGAUGAAAUCAUUGUGGAGGUGGAACAUGUGGCCUCUGGGCACCAUCUGUCCAGCCACCAGCUCAUUCCCAGAAAGCAGUCCAAAUCUCAUUUUAGCACCAUCACAUUCAAGUCUGACAUGAACGAGGCCAGCUCCUGGAUUUUCAGUGACCUGAAUGACGUCAAGGAUUCUUCAGAACUUAGUGUGGUUGUAGACUCUCCUUGGAUGUCCCAUGAAAGCGUUCGAGUCCAAAAGUUAAUCGCCACACUGGCCCCCAUGACUUUGAGAGAGAGAAAUAAAGCCAUUAGGAGUCAGCCAAGGACCAUGGAAGAGAAGAGGAUCCUGAGGAAAAUGGUUGACAAGGAGAAAAACAAGCAGCCCCAUCGCUGCCUUGAGUUUGGCUGCUGCUCGCAGUGCCUGAACUCCAUCUCCCAGGCGUGCCGGAGAUCCAAGAACAGCCUUUCGGAGCUGCUGGGAGCUGUCAGCCUGUGGCAGAAGACGUUCAAAGUCAUCGGGGGCAAGUUUGGGACCAGUGUUUUGUCCUACUUCAACUUCCUGCAGUGGCUGUGGAAGUUCAACGUUUUCUUCUUCAUUGUGAUCCUUGGCUUCCUCAUCAUCCCGCAGCUUACUGUGGCUGAGAAGAACAACCUUCCCUUCACAGGGCUUGAGUUUUUCACAGGGUCGGGUUAUUUUAAUGACACUGUAAUGUAUUAUGGCUUUUACACCAAUUCCACAAUUUAUCAUGGAAAAGGCCCAUCCUACAACAUGCAGCUGGCUUAUCUCUUCACCAUUGGAGGGUGUCUGGUGGUCUGCUUCUUCAGCCUGCUCCUCAGCAUGGCUAAGUAUUUCCGGAAAAACUUCAUCAACCCCCACCUUUACUCCAGAGGCAUUGCUAAACUGAUUUUUUGCUGGGACUUCACUGUCACUCAUGACAAAGCAGUAAAGCUCAAGCAGAAGAAUCUUAGCACGGAGAUAAGGGAGAAUCUGUCAGAAAUCCGCCAGGAGAAAGUCAAGUUAACCCUCAGCCAGCAGCUCAUUCGCUUGUCUGCUCACCUGGCAGCCUGGUUUGUGUCCACGGGAGUGGCCGGGGCUUGCUGUGUGGCCGUUUAUUACCUGGCCGAGAACAACUUGGAGUUUCUGCAGAAUCACAGGGACCCCGGGGCAGUACUGUUACUGCCCUUUGUGGUCUCCUGCAUCAACCUGGCUGUGCCACGCUUCUACUCCAUGUUCCGGCUGGUGGAGCACUACGAGAUGCCAAGGCAUGAGGUCUAUAGCCUCCUGAUUAGGAACAUCCUCCUGAAAAUCUCAAUUAUUGGUAUUCUCUGUUACUAUUGGCUCAAUGUGGUGGCUCUGUCUGACCAGAAGUGCUGGGAAACCCUCAUUGGCCAGGAAAUCUACCGGCUCCUUCUGAUGGACUUUGUGUUCUCUAUCAUUGAUUCUCUGCUAGGAGAGUUUCUCAGGCGGAUCAUUGGGACUCACUUUGUGAGUUUGGGCUCACAGGAGUUUGACAUCGCCAGGAAUGUCCUGGAGCUCAUCUAUGCACAGACACUGGUGUGGACCGGAACCUUCUUCUGUCCUUUACUACCCUUUAUCCAAAUGAUCACUCUUUUCAUCAUGUUUUACGUCAAAAAUGUUAGCCUGAUGAUGAACUUCCCACCACCCAGCAGAGCCUGGCGGGCCUCGCAAAUGAUGACGGUCUUCAUCUUCCUACUCUUCUUCCCAUCCUUCACUGGAGUCCUCUGUACCUUGGCCAUCACUGUCUGGAGGUUGAAGCCUUCAGCUGGCUGUGGCCCCUUCCAAGGCCUGCCCUCCAUCAUCCACUCCAUCUAUAGCUGGAUCGACACCCUGAGCACCAGGCCAAGCUACCUGUGGGUGGUCUGGAUCUACCGCAACCUCAUCGGCAGUGUGCAUUUCUUCUUUAUUCUCACCCUCAUCGUGCUAAUCAUCACCUAUCUGUACUGGCAGAUCACUGAGGGAAGGAAGGUCAUGAUCCGGCUGCUCCAUGAACAGAUUGUCAAUGAGGGCAAAGACAAGCUGUUCCUGAUUGAAAAGUUGACCAAGUUGCAAGAUGCAGAGAAGAGAGCUGACCCCAGCUUGGGUCAGAUGAAGAGGAGAGAUGUGAAGGUGAGGCCUGGUUCUGCCACCCUGAAGUGCUAUGACCCAGACUUACCUCUGUGGGUCCAGUGCCACUAA
This is a messenger RNA of Suncus etruscus (white-toothed pygmy shrew), 2193 nucleotides long. RefSeq names its product transmembrane channel like 5 (gene TMC5). The transcript has 17 exons. Gene Ontology annotation, molecular function: mechanosensitive monoatomic ion channel activity. Gene Ontology annotation, cellular component: plasma membrane. Lineage: Eukaryota; Metazoa; Chordata; Mammalia; Eulipotyphla; Soricidae. Bases 1 to 2193 code for a protein of 730 amino acids. The record is from RefSeq and is a predicted model, not a curated record.